AUGAUCGCAUAUAUGCUGUCGGUUGGCAUGACCGACAGCGCUGCAAGUCUCCGCCGGGAGUCCAAUCUGGCCGACACUUUCGACGAUGCUACAGCUAAAAAGUAUGAAACUUUGCUGGAAAAAAAAUGGACCUCUGUUGUCCGACUUCAGAAGAAGAUAAUGGACUUGGAGGCCAAGAAUGCCCUUCUGCAGCAGGAAAUCGAGACUGCCACGCCUCUUUCGUCGAAUCGCAAGAUUGACCCUACGACCUGGCUCCCGAGAGCACCAGCUAGACACUCCUUACAAGGCCACCGACUUCCGGUCACGUCGGUGGCAUUCCAUCCUAUUUUCAGCUCUCUCGCGUCUGGCUCAGAAGACUCGACUAUCAAGAUCUGGGACUGGGAGCUGGGCGAGCUCGAAAGGACACUGAAGGGCCAUACCAAGGCAGUGCUCGACGUAGACUUUGGCGGUCCAAGAGGGGGCACACUGCUAGCAAGUUGCAGCAGCGAUUUGACUAUCAGGUUAUGGGAUCCAAGCGACGAAUAUAAGAACAUCCGAACCUUGCCCGGCCAUGAUCAUUCCAUUUCAUCGAUCCGCUUUAUCCCUUCGGGAGCUGCAGGCGCUCCACUCUCAGGAAACAUGCUGGUCUCUGCGUCAAGAGACAAGACGCUCCGGAUAUGGGAUGUCACUACGGGAUAUUGUUUAAAAACGUUGAAAGGGCAUACAGACUGGGUCAGGACAGUGACACCAUCGAUUGACGGUCGAUGGUUAUUAAGCGCAGGGAACGAUCAGAUACCUCGGUUAUGGGAUGCAAACUCUGGCGAGGUCAAGAUCACCUUUCUAGGCCAUGAGCAUGUGGUUGAGUGUGUGGCAUUCGCACCGAGCUCAUCCUACGUCCAUCUGGCCAGCAUUGCUGGUUACAAAAAGCCACCGCCGACAAGCAGCAGUGGAGAUUUCCUAGCCACAGGGGGGAGAGACAAAAUCAUCAAGAUCUGGGACAAUCGGGGCACAUGUCAUAAAACGUUGGUGGGACAUGACAACUGGGUGAGAGGCCUUGUAUUCCAUCCCGGUGGCCGAUAUUUGCUUUCAGUAUCCGACGACAAGACCAUUCGGUGUUGGGAUUUAUCUCAGGAGUGCAAAUGCGUCAAAGUGGUAGACGAUGCCCACCAACAUUUCAUCAGCAGCAUACGAUGGGCACCAGACAUUCCAAUCCAACCAGCCACCAACGGAGACAGCAACGGGACCACAGCAACUGGCAAGAAGGAAGAUAGUGGAGGAGGAGGUAGAAUCCGGUGUGUGAUUGCAACAGCCAGUGUUGACCUCAAUGUCCGUGUUUUUGCUGGCUGA
This is a messenger RNA of Capronia epimyces CBS 606.96, 1326 nucleotides long. Its product is annotated as nuclear distribution protein PAC1. The transcript has a single exon. NCBI's taxonomy places the organism in Eukaryota, Fungi, Ascomycota, Eurotiomycetes, Chaetothyriales, Herpotrichiellaceae. The record is from RefSeq and is a predicted model, not a curated record. Bases 1 to 1326 code for a protein of 441 amino acids. Gene Ontology annotation, molecular function: protein binding.